Closterium sp. Yama58-4 is the source of this 3888-nucleotide messenger RNA. Lineage: Eukaryota; Viridiplantae; Streptophyta; Zygnematophyceae; Desmidiales; Closteriaceae. The record is from the annotation of a GenBank genome assembly.
AUGCUGGCGGAAUCGAUGGCGGAAGAGGGCUUCGGGGAACAAGGAUUCGCGGAAGGCGCGGAGGGCGCGGAGGGCGCGGAAGGAGCGGAGGGCGCGGAGGUCGCGGAAGGAGCGGAAGGGGCGGAAGAGCACCAUAGGCGGGAGUCGUGGGUGUCGAGUGUGGAGUGGUUCGUGUCGUGGCCGCUCAGGCGACUCAGCCACCCGUGGCGCAAGCGUGUGCUGUGGGUGUGGGUGCUGGUGGCCGCAGCCAUCCUGUCGCUGGUGUUUUUCAUGGCAUGGCAGCAUGCCAAGACAAACGAGAGAGACGACCUGGAGGGGCACUGCGAUGAGUGGGCGGCGUUUAUCGGAGCCAAGUUCAACACCACCGCUGCCAACACACGCUCCAUCUCCGAUUUCAUCCGCGCCUACUACAUCGAUAACAUGAAGGAGGACUUUCAUGACUUGGUGAAAUUCCAACGGUUCACUCAAGCUACUCUCGACAGCCGACCCAUGGCGUCAUUCGUGGCGUUCACUCUCCUCGUGAACAACUCGUUCAUCCGAGCCAGAAUCGAGAAGAUCGCUGGCCACUGCUUCUACGGGCUCGAGCCUAACGGCACCGUGGCGUGCCGCCCACAUGGGCUGCCCCUGUACGCGCCUCUGCUGGUGUUCAAUGCACGAAAGGACUACAACCCACGGCUGAGGCCCGCUGUUGCUGGAUGCUGCUACGACAUGCUGGAUGACCAAGGAGUGAGCGACAUGAUCCAUCGGGCCAUCAAUUCAGCUGCGACCGUCAUGUCUCCGCCCUUCAUGCGCGAAAACUAUCCCUACCACUUCAUCAGUCACGUCUUCCCAGUCUACUUUAACCGCACCACCUUCCCCCUGCCUCCCUCGCCCUCCCCUCCGUCCAUUGCCAUCCCUCCGCUCGCCACUCCUGGCCCUGGGGUGCUCCCACGAGGGUUCGUCGUCGCGGGGUAUAACUUUGAAAACCUGCGGUCCCUUGCUGGGUUUCAGCAGCUUGUGGAGCUGGAAACGAGGGUAUAUCUGGUGGAUGGGACGAGGGGCGGGGCGUGGGAUGGUGCGCGGAAUGGAAGUGCACGGAAUGAGGACGGAAAGACUGGUAGAUGGAUGCCUGCAUUGCUAUUUGACCAUGAGGGGGUGGUGGGUGAGGAGGAGAUUGGUGCAUGGAUGGUGGAUGGGGAGGAGCAGCAGCGGGGGAGAGUGAGGCGGGAGGUGCAACUGGGAGAUCCAACAAAAACGCCAUUCGGUCCGUUCCUCUGGAUAGUGGUCGCGGUUCUCUUCCUCACGGUCUCCACCUUGCUCCUCUGGACAUGCAUUCAACUUAUGCACGCCUUUGAGUGCGACUGUCAGCAGCUGUCAGCAGCACAGCACGAGCUGCGCGCUGCACGAGAGGAAGCCGAGGCGGCGAGCCGGGCCAAGGGCGACUUCCUCACCACCAUGAGCCACGAGAUCCGCACUCCCAUGAACGGCGUCAUAGCCAUGUCUUCUCCUAGUUCUUCUAGUUCCGCCUCCUCCUCGCAUGACGAUGCCGUGGGGAAGGCAAGUUCCGCGCAUGUUUCCAAGGAGGGUAGUUCCGCGCAUGGUUCCAAGGAGGGUUGUUCCGCGCGUGUCUCUAAGGAGAUGGAAGGAAUUACGAAGGAGAAAAGGAUGCCCGACCACCCGAUCUACAAGCAUUACUUCUACUUUAAUGAUCCAAAGAAGAAGGGCGACCAAGUGGAGUGCGAGUAUUGCAACAAGACUUUCGCUUGGAGUAGUAGCCGUUGCCCCGAGCACCUCGCCGAGUGGCACGAUCCCCACCGGCGGCGCAAGGCGGGAGUGGUUUGCAAGCAUGUGCCGAAGGAGAUUUCGAAGGAGAUUCGCGAGAUGUUCGAAGCGAAGGUUCGCGCGCGCAACCAAAAAGCGAAGGCGACGGAAGCGGCGCUCGUUGCGGUGAGCGGCAAGAGCUCGGCGGGAGGGAGGGGGAACAAGCGCGGGCGCAUGGAAGAUUUCUACGGCGAGGGUGGCGUCGUGGCAAAGAAGGCGGCCGACGAAUCGAUCGUCCUCUACCUCGCGGGGACGCGCACAUCAGAGCGCCAGUGCGAGCACCCGCUCUUCCUCAACAUGUUGCGCGCCGUCGCCGCAGCCGGCCAGGGAUAUGUCCCCCCCAAGCGGCACUACGUCGGAGGCGCCGGCCUUCAAGACUGCAAGCUGCGGAUUGAGAAGGCGCUGUCGCCCGUGACGAAGUCGUGGAGGGAGACAGGCGUUACCAUCGCCAGCGAUAUGAUGCAGGACGUGAGCGGCCGGGCGCAGAUGAACGUUAUUUGCAUCAACGACACUGGAGCUGUCUUCGUUGAGGCAGUUGACUGCAAGGCUGCGACGAAGAGUGGCAAGUUCAUCGCUGGCGUCCUGCGGCCGAUCAUCGAGCGCAUCGGGGCAGAGCACGUCGUUGCGCUGUGCACGGACGGCGGCAGCAACUACAAGCGUGCUGGCAAGCUGCUGCAGAAGGAGUGUCCGCAUCUCGACCUAGUUCCCUGCGCCACUCACGUGAUGGACCUGCUGAUGGAGGACAUCGGCAAGAUGGGCUGGGCGCAGCUGGUCGUGGCUCAGGCCGACGAUAUCAUCAGCUUCGUGCGCGCGCACCAGUGGACGCGGGCAUUUCUGCGGCUCCCGGAGCUGCACGGCGAGAAGAAAUCGCUGCAGGCCCUGAAGCCGGCAGGCACGCGCUUUGGAACGCAAUACAUCGCUGUGUCUCGUCUGCGCGCCAUUCGCCCCCAGCUGCAGGCGAUGGUGGCGCACAAGGACUGGGCGGAGAAGGGGGGGAGCACGCAGACGGGAACGGAUUUUGAAGGGUGGGUGAGCGACCCAGCGUGGUGGAAGAAGGUGGACUUCUUUGUGCAGCUGAUGGAGUUGUUCUACAGCGUGAUGCGGAGGACGGACUCAGCGGCGAAGGGGAUGAUGGGUCAGCUUUACGACAUAAUGCUGCAGCUGACGGAGGAGGUGGAUAAGAUGCUGGAUGGGAGGGAGUGUAAGCUGAGCAGGGCGGAUAAGGAGAAGGUGAGGGAGCAUUUGAGGAAGCGGUGGGAUGAGAGCCUGGCAUGCCCCCUCCACGUGGCAGGCCGGAUCUUGAACCCGACCAACCAGGAGGAGGGGAUUUUCCUACAGGAUCCGGAGUGCAUCAAGGUCAUGCAGGACUGGUUGGAGCGCAAGCAGCUCUUCGUAGACAGAUACUGGGGGAAGGCGCGCGGCAAGAAGGGACCGGUGCGGCCGCUGCACGAGGGUGGACCGGUGCGGCCGCUGCACGAGGGUGUGACGGCCUACAUCAACGGCGCUGGGAAAUUCGGCUCGGACACUGCGACCGAGGGGCGUAAAAAGAUUCAGUUGGGGGAGGGGAACGUGAUGCUGUGGUGGCAGUACAAUGGAUGGGAGUACCUUGACCUGUCCCGUCUUGCACGCCGCACGCUUUCCCAGACCGUUUCCGCUUCCCCGUGUGAGCGUAACUGGUCUACUUGGGAUGGCGUGCAUACGGCGCGCAGGAACCGCCUCGGGUCGGAGAAGGUCCGCGACCUUGUGUACAUCGCGCACAACUGGAAUGUUGUGCGCGAUGUCCACAAGGGUGCGGAUGACGCAGGGCCUAGUGUGGUGGGAAGGAAGGGGGCGGUGUUGGAGGGGAACAUCACCCCCCCUCCCCUCCCCGAGGGGUACAAAUUGGAGGAGGAUGAGGAGGUGGACGCGGACGAGGACGCCGUGUGCGUCGAUGAGUGGGAGGGGCAGGAGGACGAGGAUGAGGAGGAGGAGGAGGAGGAGGAGGAGGAGGAGGAGGAGGAGGAGGAGGAGGAGGAGGAGGAGGAGGAGGAGGAGGAGGAGGAGGAGGAGGAGGAGGAGGAGGAGGAGGAGGAGGAGGAGGAGGAGUAG